GCAGGACCAACGACAGUGCCUUCACCAUGGAUGCCAUGCUUGCACUUGUGACGGUGUAUGCGUGCCUGAUUGCCAUUGUCAUGUACAUUAUGCUGUGCGGACAGACGUCGUCAUUGCCGCCGCUCCGAGCAGCACACCAGUUCCUCACCUCGGGCCUGUGGCGGAUUGUGGGCAAGGGAAUGAGGAUGGUGUGUGGUGACGGCGUUGAUCGGAGUCUUCACUAUCUCUUUGCUACCAAUCAUCGACUUCUCUCUCUCUUCUAUUUGGCCCUCGUUUGGGGUGGUGUCGCCAUCUUUGUCCUCUACACCCUCCCUUGGAUCCCGAAUCCCAUCGCUCCUGCCUAUCACCUCUACUUGAUUCCGCUGGCAAUUGUCCUCCCCAACUACUGCUUCUACAAGGCUGCUCAUACUCCUCCGGGCAUCGUCGACAAGGACAAUGCGCAACCGCUGACUUCUCGCUAUCCUUACGAUGGCAUCAUCUUUGCCCAGAAGUACUGCUCCACCUGCAAGAUCACCCGCCCGGCAAGGACAAAGCACUGCUCGCUCUGCGGUGUCUGUGUCCUCCGCUUUGAUCACCACUGCGCGUGGAUCAACAACUGUGUCGGAGAGCAGAACCACCGCUGGUUCCUUGCCUUCCUCGCCUCCACCUCGGUCCUCUGUGCCUACGGCGCUUACCUCUGCACCCUUGUCCUCCUCUACAUCAUCGAGAUGGAGGAGCUCUUCUCGCGCUACGUCCGUGGACCGAGCGGCGAGGCCAUCCCAGUCUCGUGGGGCGUUGUCUUCAAGUACAUGCUCGUCUUCCACGCGCCCAUCAUCGGCGUCGGCGUCUUUAUGGCCGUCAUCUCGCUCACCCUCUACUGCUUCUUCCUCUACCACCUCUACCUGAUCGCCCGCGGAACGACCACCGCCGAGACGUUCAAGUGGUCCGACGCCCGCUCUGACAUCGGCUAUUGGCGCUGGCGCCAGAGCGAGAUCCGCGCCGACCCGGACCGCCUCGCCGCCGCAAAGGCCCACGCCGCCAACAACCCGGCCCGCGACCUCACCGAUGUGCCCGAGAACGAGCUCACCGACGCAGACAUCCUCGCCAUGGACCUGCCCAAGUCGCUGGUCAACAUCUACAACCGCGGCCUCGCCGCAAACUUUGCCGAGAUCAUGUGGCCCAAGUCAAUGGUUGCCGCCGAGAUCAUCACCGAAGCCCAGUCCUCAGCGCGUCCGCGGCCCAAGGGUGUCAAGGGCAAGAAGAAGCGCCGCUGAACACCGGCUGUCGAGCCGCACAGCGGGGACGCUCUGCCAGCCUACGCUACCGGCUCCCGAGCCGCCGAUUAAACGCCACCACGCGGUGCUCGA
Thecamonas trahens ATCC 50062 is the source of this 1346-nucleotide messenger RNA. Its product is annotated as palmitoyltransferase swf1. Gene Ontology annotation, molecular function: protein-cysteine S-palmitoyltransferase activity. The transcript has a single exon. The coding region runs from base 27 to 1253 and encodes 408 amino acids. Gene Ontology annotation, biological process: protein targeting to membrane; peptidyl-L-cysteine S-palmitoylation. The record is from RefSeq and is a predicted model, not a curated record. Gene Ontology annotation, cellular component: Golgi apparatus; endoplasmic reticulum. Lineage: Eukaryota; Apusomonadida; Apusomonadidae.